AGAUUCUAGAAGACGACCUGAAGGCUGUCGUUAAGCCUCAGUACGUGGAUCAACUCCCCCGAGCUGUCAAGACACCCAAUAAGUCUGUCAAAUUCCUGCUCGAGCACAGGGCAGCCAAAGACAACAUGGAUGAGGCGCUCGACACCCUGGAGCUUCGUCAUAUUCUCGACCGUGACGUCAACCUUCUAUCGGGUGGAGAGCUGCAGAGGUUUGCCAUCGGCACAGUUUGUGUCCAGAAAGCGGACGUCUAUAUGUUCGACGAGCCAUCGUCGUAUCUUGACGUCAAGCAGCGUUUGUCUGCGGCUCGUAUGAUCCGCUCUCUCCUGAGUCCGGAGAAUUACGUCAUCGUUGUCGAACAUGACUUGUCUGUUCUCGACUACCUUUCCGACUAUAUUUGCGUUCUUUACGGCAAACCCGCCGUCUACGGCGUGGUGACUCUCCCCCACUCGGUUCGCGAAGGCAUCAACAUCUUCCUCGAUGGUCAUAUCCCUACCGAGAAUCUUCGGUUCCGUGAGGAAUCUCUAACCUUCCGUAUCUCCGAGGGUGCCGACGAUUUCCAGGCUGAUAAGGCGAGGGCCUUCGCCUACCCCAAGAUGGAGAAGGCUCUAGUUAUGAUGGGUGAGAACGGCACUGGGAAGACGACUUUCUGUAGGCUUCUAGCCGGCGCGCUCAAGCCCGAUAGCGCCAACAAAGUCCCUGAAAUGAGGAUCAGCCUGAAGCCCCAGACCAUCACUCCCAAAUUUGAGGGCACCGUCCGUCAAUUAUUCUUCAAGCGAAUCAAGCAGGCCUUCCUCUCUCCGCAAUUCCAAACAGAUGUUGUUAAACCGCUCAAGUUGGACGAUUUUAUCGAUCAGGAGGUCAAAAACUUGUCAGGCGGUGAACUGCAGCGUGUGGCUAUCGUCAUGGCCCUCGGCUUACCAGCUGAUAUCUAUCUGAUCGAUGAGCCGUCGGCUUACUUAGACUCGGAGCAACGUAUUAUUGCUGCGCGUGUCAUCAAGCGUUUUAUCAUGCAUGCCAAGAAGACGGCGUUCAUCGUAGAACACGAUUUCAUCAUGGCUACAUACCUGGCUGACCGUGUCAUUGUCUUCGACGGAAAGCCGGGUAUCGAUGCCCACGCGAACAAGCCCGAGUCUCUCCUCACCGGCUGCAACAGCUUCUUGAAGAACUUGGACGUCACCUUCCGACGAGACCCGACGAACUACAGGCCCCGUAUUAACAAGCUCAACAGUCAGUUAGACCAAGAACAGAAACUGAGCGGAAAUUACUUUUUCUUGGAGGAAGACAGCUCCUGAACCGGGCACCCCACGUGAUAAGGGUCGUAACGACGUCCCUGAGGGUUAUCAACGCGCCCCGCUAGCACCGGACACUGAGGUCCUAAGCGCGCAAACGCCUUACUCCUCUCGAAAGGGAGGCGGGAGCCCCCGCGAAUCGUCCGGCGUCGACGCGGAUGGCGGGGAGGACAGCGAAGAGCCAGACGAUUAGCCGCGGCGACGGCAGUCUAUCCCCUGUUUACCCCCGGUCUUGCGGAUCCCGGAACCUUGCAAAGAGAAUGCGGAUUUCAAGGUGUCGCGUCGCCGCUGAAGAUCGAGGGGUGGAUGGGCCAAGUGGGUGACUGCCGUCCUUACCGUCGUCCAGCGACAGCAGGACGUACGUCGUUGGUACGUAUAGCUUUGCAGCAAGGCCGUAGAGAGUAGGAGAUUCGGCUCGAAGUAGCUAGGUAGCUAGCCCGCGGUUCUCCCCUGGCAUUGUUGCGCGAGGGCGACGGCAGCAUUAUAUCGUGGACGCAUUUGUCAGAACCUACGCCAUGUUUACAAUCGCGAACGAGAUGCAGUCUAGACCUCGACCUUCAAUGCGUAACUAGGUACACAAUCAAUAUUAGGCAGAGAGGCGGGCCAAUUGACCAUAAGUCCACACGUGUUCGAGCAGCGAG
This is a messenger RNA of Durotheca rogersii, 1930 nucleotides long. RefSeq names its product P-loop containing nucleoside triphosphate hydrolase protein. Gene Ontology annotation, molecular function: iron ion binding; ribosomal small subunit binding; ATP binding. The record is from RefSeq and is a predicted model, not a curated record. Lineage: Eukaryota; Fungi; Ascomycota; Sordariomycetes; Xylariales; Xylariaceae. Gene Ontology annotation, biological process: translational initiation; translational termination; ribosomal subunit export from nucleus. The transcript is spliced from 3 exons. Bases 126 to 1292 code for a protein of 388 amino acids.